AAAAAAAAAUAAAUAAAAAAAACAUUGACAAGAGUUUGAAUAGGAACUAGGAUUGCAAUGUUAAAAUCUGCUAUCUACAAAGAGGCUGAGCAUUAAAAAUGGUCAUGGGUAUCCAAAUAACAAACUACAUACUUCUGGUAAAAUAUUCUUUAUACUACCCAUCACUUGAUUUAAAUAUCGACAUAUUGAAAAAUAUCAUUAUAAUCCAAUGCAAAUUACUACCUCCGGUAACUAUUAUUUGCAACAAAGGGGUAUUAUUUAUGAGAUAUAAAAUAUUCCUUUGUUGCAAAUAAUAGUUAACGAAGGUAGUAAAUACGCUGAUCUUUAUCACAUUCAUACAUCCAUAUUCCAUAAUAUCAUAAUGCCUCUUAAAAAUGUAUUUGGAGUUGUCCACUCAAACGUGCAUAUGUAGUUUGUAGACCCAAUACGUAGCACUAAUAAACUAUCAGUCCAAAAUGCUAACACAUCCACCAAUGAUUAAAGCUAAAAUUAGUACAUCAUCAAUAUUCUCUUAUUCCUCAUCAUCUACCAAACAAACUUAUAAAAUGUACCAACCUACUUAUACAAAUCCAUUUAUAUAAACUACUAUAAACACCCAAAACAAAACCAUUAUCAUAUUUUUAUUGAAAAAAAUGUUAUUUAGUUGGUAAAUUACGUCCGUAUUCUUCGCUGACUAAGUGUCAAGAAAUAAAAACCAAAACCUUUAUUUUGAACAACUCAAAAAGCACCCCUUUUUCUUCUCUGGUGCUGACAGUCUAGCAUGGCCCUUCUUCUACGUAAUUAUACUUAUUAGUGUCAUUUUACUUCCAUUUUUAUUUCCUUAAUUAUCACAUUUUUCAUCAACCAUUCCCUUUUUCCUUUUUUCAAGCAUAUAAAUUUCCAUUUUCAUCUUAUUUUCACUAAUAAAAAGUCUUAAUGUUUGUAUCAUUAUAAAUCUCACUUCUCAAAGUUCUCAUCUUUUUUCUGAUUCAGAUCAUAAAACAUCAAAAAUCCAAUAUUUUUUCAUCUUUAUUCAAAGAAAUCAGAGGAUUUUCUGAAAAAGAUUGAAACUUUAUGAUCAUUUUAGAUUAAUUAUGGAGUAAUUAAUCAUAAUGUAAGAUCAUAAGCAAUGUGGGCUAAUUUCAACAUAAACUGGUAUGCAAUCUCUACUAUAUGGGUGAUCAUGAUCUUAAAUUUAUCAUUUUUUCCUUCAUUCUCUUUAUCCAUAAACAAUAUUACACACAUUAGUGAUGAUAAUCCUACUUAUUUAGAUGAUUAUCUUUAUAAUUACUCCGCAAAAUCAUUACCCAAAAAGCCUCACACAGGUGUUCUGUACAACAUUUCACUUCCUGCUAAUUUUUCUGAUAUGAAAGUCUCAUUAUUAAGGUUAAGGAGAAGUGCUUUAUGGAGUAAAGGUGUAAAUUCAAGUAAUUUUGAUAUACCACCAAAAAUAACCACUACACCUUAUGUGAAAAGAUUGGAAAUCAUGUAUGAAAACUUGGGGAAUUUAUCAUCUCAAUACUAUGAAUUACCUGGAUAUACAUUUAUUACAAAAGUUAUUGGAUUCGCGGUGUAUAAUGCCUCGGAUUCUAGUGAAGGAACGAGCUCGAAAAGGCUUAAUAUCACCUUAUUAGUAGGGGAGUCAAUUAAGGUGAAGUUUUCUCAAGGGGAAGUUUUAUUACAAGGGAGAAAUAAUAGUGAUGAUGUAAAAAAUAAGCUUAAAAAGUGUGUUAGAUUUGAUCCAUUGAGUGGUUUGGUCGAGUUGGGAGAUAUGUUAAGGCCUAAUGUUUGUUUGUCACAAGGUGUAGGGAAUUUUGCUAUAGCAAUGCCUAAAGUUAAUGACUCGAUAUCACCUUCACCUCCAUCUCCGCCUUUACCUAGAGGUUCGCCAUUGUUCCCAUCCUCUCUAGGCCACAAAAGAAGAGAAAGGAAGAAAAUCAUCGCGAUGUGGGUGUGGUGGGUGGUUGGAUUCACAGGUGGACUAGUUGGUUUAAUGUUGUUAGCUUCGUGUAUAGUACUUGGUUACAAAACAUAUAGUUCGCGAAAGAUUCAAAGUAUGGAAAGAACAUCGGAGAAGAGUGAGUCUCUUAAUACAAAAUGGAUUGGCAAUAGUAAGUUUCCUUUGGCCCCGGUUUCUAGAACUCAAGCAGUCCUUGAAAAUGACUUUGCUCCUUAAGAUUGAUAAUAGUAAGUUUAAGUUUCAUUUUUAUUAUAUUGGUUUCUUCUAUAUGUUAGUGUAGUUUUAAUACAUGUACAAUUUUUUUAGCAUGGAAAACUGUAAAUUGUUCAUAUGUAUUAAAAAGAGGGUUAAUUUUGCCUAAAUUUGCUGAUUACUGUUAUACUUGGCUUGUGAAAUUCCCUUGAUCUUCUUGCAAUAUGAAAAGAGAUUAGAUUCUUUAACAAUGUACAUUCAUUAUGUUCAUGAUAAGUAUAUUAAUCGAACCGAAACCGGCAGCUUAAUUAGCAAAAACAAAAAUAAUCAGUUUGGUGGAAUACACCCAUCAUUUACAGCAUAUGCACCAAAGAAGUUAUCUGGAAAUUUCAAAAGGAGACAAGCAUAUU
Chenopodium quinoa (quinoa) is the source of this 2541-nucleotide messenger RNA. RefSeq lists its product as uncharacterized. Lineage: Eukaryota; Viridiplantae; Streptophyta; Magnoliopsida; Caryophyllales; Amaranthaceae. Gene Ontology annotation, cellular component: membrane. Bases 1109 to 2155 code for a protein of 348 amino acids. The transcript has a single exon. The record is from RefSeq and is a predicted model, not a curated record.